UUUUUUUGCUUUUCCCACUCAUUAUUUAGAUAAGUUCUCUCAAAAAACAGGAUCAAAAACUUCCCAAAUUUGAAUUUAAAUUUAAAAUAAAUUAAUUCCCGGCACUCAAAAUGAAGUUCUACCCUGAUGCGGACGUCUGGUUCUUCGUGGACAAGCCCAGUUGUAUGACCAGCUACCAAAAGUAUCCGCCGAAGCACAGCUGGAAGAUUCAUGACAAGACCAUCGCGCGGGAGAUGUACUACUGGCGUGACAUCGAGGGUGUGAAGAAGACGGAGAUCAAGCUGAAGGACCUGUACUUCACCAACUGGCCCAAGAGUCGCAUUCGACCCCAGGCCUGUUUGGGUCUUUUAUAUGCCACUGGCAAUAGAUUCAUUCGUCUCACCAAAGCACCUCCAGCUGGAUUCAAAUGCGCCCCAAUGCCUGUUAAUUUAGCCACCGCCAGAAUUGUCAAAGUGGAGCUGCGCAAGAAGGCCAAGCGUGAUAGAUUGGCAGCGAAGAAGGCUAAAAAGGAGGCUAAGAAGGCCAAGAAGGCCGCCAAGAAGGAAAAAGGAAAGGGCGGCAAAGGCGGCAAAGACGAUCUCAAGCCGAAGGUCAUAAGAACCUAUGAAGACGCAGAAAAAGCAUAAAAAUUGUUAUUAUAGUUUAG
Messenger RNA from Drosophila subpulchrella, 646 nucleotides. RefSeq lists its product as uncharacterized. Bases 111 to 626 code for a protein of 171 amino acids. NCBI's taxonomy places the organism in Eukaryota, Metazoa, Arthropoda, Insecta, Diptera, Drosophilidae. The transcript has 2 exons. The record is from RefSeq and is a predicted model, not a curated record.